This is a messenger RNA of Mytilus californianus (California mussel), 2610 nucleotides long. Its product is annotated as adhesion G-protein coupled receptor D1-like. Gene Ontology annotation, molecular function: G protein-coupled receptor activity. Gene Ontology annotation, biological process: adenylate cyclase-activating G protein-coupled receptor signaling pathway; cell surface receptor signaling pathway. Bases 1 to 2337 code for a protein of 778 amino acids. Gene Ontology annotation, cellular component: membrane. The record is from RefSeq and is a predicted model, not a curated record. NCBI's taxonomy places the organism in Eukaryota, Metazoa, Mollusca, Bivalvia, Mytilida, Mytilidae. The transcript is spliced from 19 exons.
AUGGAUACAUACAUGUAUGUGCAAACAAUUACGAAAGGUAUUUAUAAUCAAGAGAUCAUUGACCACAAGAUUUUGACGAACUUAACACAAAGGCUUACAGCAGCCACGUCAUCUUCAUCAAAACUAUAUCCAGGUGAUCUUUCCACUGUAACAACGACGGUCAAAGACCUAGCUGAUAUGGUCAGAAAUACAACUGCAUCAUCAUCAAUUCUUUCAUCCAUAGCGCAGGGAUAUGGAGAUGCUGUGGGCAACAUUGUAGAUCCCUCAUUGCUUCCUGUAUGGACUUAUACCUCAACGGACUUUGUUCAGACAAAUAUGCUGUCAAUUCUGUCAAGUGUUGAACUAUUAUCUGCAAACCUUGCAGAGAAAACAUCAAGAUAUAUGAACAGACACCGACGGGAGAUCAGUAAAUAUACAGCAAAAGAAACAAUGAAUGUGAAAUCAAAAAAUCUAGAAUUUCAUGUUUCGUUCCACGAACGCGUAGCAAUCUGUGAGGAUUACACUGUCAUUCAUUUAGGAGACAAUGCAUCUAAUGCUGUUACAUUAACAUCAUCAGUAUUUGAAGCAGCUGUUAAAAAUUCACCAGAUCACUACAUACAAGUAUUUACGGCAAAAUAUUCUUCAAUUGCUGGUGUGUUAGAUGCAAAAGAGUUGAAAUCAAAUGAUGAUUCUACAAGAAACAGUCCAUAUAUUAUCUCUGACAUCAUAUCCAGUAGUGUUCUGAAUGUUAACCAAGAUGUAUUCCAACAUUUGGCAAAACCUGUCACUAUUAUGGUGGAAAUAAAGAAAAAUACAACGAUAUUUGAUUUAAAGGAAAAAUGUGUAUUUCUGAACAUGUCCUCAAGUGGCGGUAAUAUUUGGACAAGUGACGGAUGUAAACUGGACACAGCAUUAUCCAACGACACUCAUAUUGCUUGUAAAUGCACACACUUGACUAAUUUUGCUGUCCUUAUGGAUGUUUUCGAAAUACAGGAUCAAAUUGACUAUACAGAUUAUACAAUACUGACUUACAUAUCAUACAUUGGUGGUGUGAUGUCUGUAUUAGCCUGUGUCAUUACAGUCAUAGUCUUCCAGUUUUUCAGUUUGCACAAAGAGAGAGUACGGGUACAUAAACAGCUUGCAAUUUCAAUCAUUCUGGUUCAGGUUUUCUUCCUGGUUGGAAUCGAUCGAACGGAAAACAAGUAUGUUUGUACAGCCAUGGCUUCACUGCUGCAUUAUUCCCUAAAUUCAAUGUUUUGUUGGAUGCUAAUAGAAGGAUUUCAUUUGUAUGUGAUGCUUGUUAAAGUCUUCAGCAGGAGAGCUAACUUCAAGAAAUAUAUGUUGUUUGGAUGGGGGCUCCCCCUUCUAGUGGUAGGAAUAUCCGUUGGCACAUUACACGACCAAUACGGAGGAAAAAACAGGUGUUGGAUAUCCCAUAACGUUCUAUUAUGGACAUUUGUACCUGUAGUAGGAAUAGUUAUAUUGGUGAAUUCUAUCAUCUUGAUAAUUGUUCUCCGUAUUAUGAUGAAAUCAAUGUUGAGCAGAGCUAACUCAGAGGAGAGAUCAGCUGUUAAGGCAGGACUAAAGGCAGCUGCCAUACUUUUACCAUUACUUGGAGUCACCUGGACGUUAGGAUUUUUUAGUGUCAAUAAUCGAGAGACAGUGAUUUUUACCUAUCUUUUCACAACGUUCAAUUCAUUGCAGGGUGUUUUCUUCUUUAUUUUCCACUGUUUGUUAAACACAGAUGUGAAAAAUGCAUUUGAGCGAAGAUCCCAAAGAAGAAGCAUGACAAAAAUAUUAAACGAGUCACUUAGCCAGGAAAGUAAACAAAGGAAAUCAUCAACACUAAAAACUAUCGUAACGAGUAAAUCCUCGAUUAAUAGUAUUUUGACCGAAGAAUCAUACUUAGACAGAAAGAAAUACCAAAAGAUGAACAACAACGAAAACGAACGAAUCCACAGAGACAAUAAUAUCACAACUCUGUUUGAUAAGAACUAUCAUUUCUGUUUACAAAGAUCAAUCAGUGACGGCGUACCACGGUGGCAAAAUAUCAACAAAGAUUUCACAUUUUAUACAGGGAAGGAAAAUAUAAAUAUGUUAAACGGUACAUUAUCCAAUGAAAAAAGCUCCGAUAAUGGACAUCAAUAUGCGUUGAAGCAGGAUGAACAAUUUUCGACCGACUUUCGUAUAGAGGAUUUAUACAGCAAACCACUUAGAAAACGAACGGUAUCAGAAGAAAAUAAGGAGAAUAGCCGUGUAAGAUUUGACGAUAGCGACGAAAGUAACAACCAGAAUAAGGAAAGGACAGACAAUUUGAAAGACGCGUUAGUCAAUGAAUUAAAAGAAAGAUUGCAGUAAAAUGGAUUGUUAACAUGGCUGAAUAUUGUACAUGUAUAAACAACAGUUUCAUAUCAUAUAAAAUAUUACAUAUCAUAUUAUAAUUUAUACAAAUUCUUGGUUAAUCGGUUUAUUUUAUUGAUCAAUGAAGAUAAGAAAUCUUAUAAAACAUUUUUUUAGCUCCGCCUCUAUUGUCAUUACGAGUGAGGGAGCUUUUCGGCGGUUUGAAUUUAAUUGCAAAGCUAGCUAAGAGAAAUUCGUAGCAUUUUCAACAUUAUAAAUGAAGCAUUAUUA